AUGGUAAUUGUCUGCAAAGUCCAAUGGAUACAGCCUUGUCAAGGAACGAAAGCCGAGCCGAGCGAGAAAGCCGAGCCGAGCGAGAAAGCCGAGCCGAGCGAGAAAGCCGAGCCGAGCGAGAAAGCCGAGCCGAGCGAGAAAGCCGAGCCGAGCGAGAAAGCCGAGCCGAGCGAGAAAGCCGAGCCGAGCGAGAAAGCCGAGCCGAGCGAGAAAGCCGAGCCGAGCGAGAAAGCCGAGCCGAGCGAGAAAGCCGAGCCGAGCGAGAAAGCCGAGCCGAGCGAGAAAGCCGAGCCGAGCGAGAAAGCCGAGCCGAGCGAGAAAGCCGAGCCGAGCGAGAAAGCCGAGCCGAGCGAGAAAGCCGAGCCGAGCGAGAAAGCCGAGCCGAGCGAGAAAGCCGAGCCGAGCGAGAAAGCCGAGCCGAGCGAGAAAGCCGAGCCGAGCGAGAAAGCCGAGCCGAGCGAGAACGCCGAGCCGAGCGAGAACGCCGAGCCGAGCGAGAACGCCGAGCCGAGCGAGAACGCCGAGCCGAGCGAGAACGCCGAGCCGAGCGAGAACGCCGAGCCGAGCGAGAACGCCGAGCCGAGCGAGAACGCCGAGCCGAGCGAGAACGCCGAGCCGAGCGAGAACGCCGAGCCGAGCGAGAACGCCGAGCCGAGCGAGAACGCCGAGCCGAGCGAGAACGCCGAGCCGAGCGAGAACGCCGAGCCGAGCGAGAACGCCGAGCCGAGCGAGAACGCCGAGCCGAGCGAGAACGCCGAGCCGAGCGAGAACGCCGAGCCGAGCGAGAACGCCGAGCCGAGCGAGAACGCCGAGCCGAGCGAGAACGCCGAGCCGAGCGAGAACGCCGAGCCGAGCGAGAACGCCGAGCCGAGCGAGAACGCCGAGCCGAGCGAGAACGCCGAGCCGAGCGAGAACGCCGAGCCGAGCGAGAACGCCGAGCCGAGCGAGAACGCCGAGCCGAGCGAGAACGCCGAGCCGAGCGAGAACGCCGAGCCGAGCGAGAACGCCGAGCCGAGCGAGAACGCCGAGCCGAGCGAGAACGCCGAGCCGAGCGAGAACGCCGAGCCGAGCGAGAACGCCGAGCCGAGCGAGAACGCCGAGCCGAGCGAGAACGCCGAGCCGAGCGAGAACGCCGAGCCGAGCGAGAACACCGAGCCGAGCGAGAACGCCGAGCCGAGCGAGAAAGCCGAGCCGAGCGAGAAAGCCGAGCCGAGCGAGAAAGCCGAGCCGAGCGAGAAAGCCGAGCCGAGCGAGAAAGCCGAGCCGAGCGAGAAAGCCGAGCCGAGCGAGAAAGCCGAGCCGAGCGAGAAAGCCGAGCCGAGCGAGAAAGCCGAGCCGAGCGAGAAAGCCGAGCCGAGCGAGAAAGCCGAGCCGAGCGAGAAAGCCGAGCCGAGCGAGAAAGCCGAGCCGAGCGAGAAAGCCGAGCAAGAAAGCCGAGCUUGUUUCAUCGUACCUCCAUUUGUCAGUGGUAACGCCACUUCACUCGUGCUCAUGCUUUUUGGACGUCAUUACUGUUAA
This is a messenger RNA of Schistocerca americana (American grasshopper), 1518 nucleotides long. RefSeq names its product myosin light chain kinase, smooth muscle-like. The transcript has 2 exons. NCBI's taxonomy places the organism in Eukaryota, Metazoa, Arthropoda, Insecta, Orthoptera, Acrididae. The record is from RefSeq and is a predicted model, not a curated record. Bases 1 to 1518 code for a protein of 505 amino acids.